AAAGAUGGUGAUGCUGUUCUGUGCGAUCGUCGGCGCUGGGGGAAGCCCAUUCCCUGUGGACAUUGACGAGGAGAAGUCGGUGGGCCACUUGAAGGACGCGAUCAAGGCGAAGAAGCCGAACGACUUCAAGGACGUCGACGCAGACAAGCUGCAGCUCUUCCUGGCGAAGACGGCGGACGGCGCGUGGCUCUCAUCGAAGGACCCUGAUGUGAUUUCUAUGCGAAGUGGAGGCAUUCCUGAACAAGUGAAGACACUGCUGAACGUGGAAAUGGACCCAGCAGAUGAGAUUGGCGACGUGUUUGAAGGUGCUCCAACGAAGAAGACGAUUCACGUGCUGGUGGUGGUUCCGGAGCAAGAACACGCACAAACUGGAUUGUGGCUUGUCACUGGAUCCGUUGACAACGCGCUGAACACGAAAGGGAUUCGCUGCAAACUGUACUGGAUGGCGACGUUACGCAUUGGAUACUACGAUCCUACGCGCUGCAUCGGCAACAAGAAUGUCGCGUUUUGGUAUGAAGACAAGAAAUUGUGUUUUCAUGUUUUAUUCGAGACAAAAAAUGCUGCUUUGCUGUUCGAAACUGACUUAAGGACUGGGCCACAAACGCUGGGCUCUCCGUUAACUAACCAGGUUGUUGAGACGCGUGUUGCACCAGCUAACGCUGUGUCUACUGAUCUCCAGCGCGUCUUCUACUGCGACUACGUUCCAGACGAUUCGGAAUCUCCUCAAAACACAGUUUCAUCGAUAUCGUUGACUACAAGCGUUUCGAAUCUGGACCCAUCGACUGACGAGUUUCGUUUUCAGCGGAUUGAGGACGAGAAGUUCUUCCUACCGUACGGCAAGGCAGAAAGCUGCCAUUUGGUGUCGAGAAAGCAAAGCAGAGACCACAAACGGGAAUUCGCCAAGUACGAUCGCGACUCAAACAACAGGCUUGCGCUUUCUCGCGAAAUGCAUGGUUGGUUCGACGGUAUGAGCAUUGAGGUUCCCAUCGUCAACAUGCUACCCGGAUCUGUUGAAGAGAAUCAAUCCAUUGGCAACAGACGCAAGGUCGAGGUCUUCGUGAAGGUUCUGGAUGCUCAGUGCACAGAUCGCGUUUUCAGUCGUUUGAAAGGAGGAUCAACCAGGACGGACGAUCCGCUCAUGAUGAAGACGUUUGUUCACGUGGAGGAUCCAGAAACAUUUUGUUUGUGCAUGAGGUGGAAGCACGACGAUAAUGCGGAGCGUUGGAGAAGCUUUUGGGAUAUGACUCCUGCGGUCGAUUGAAUGGAAUAAUGUGGCUCCCGAGUUAAAUACUUCGAAGUAGUAUUUGAUUUCUUGACAUACUUUGAUCCUGAUAAAUAUAAAGUUAGUAAUAUACAAAGAUGGCGUA
Messenger RNA from Phytophthora sojae, 1367 nucleotides. RefSeq lists its product as hypothetical. The coding region runs from base 5 to 1261 and encodes 418 amino acids. The transcript has 3 exons. The record is from RefSeq and is a predicted model, not a curated record. NCBI's taxonomy places the organism in Eukaryota, Oomycota, Peronosporomycetes, Peronosporales, Peronosporaceae.